GCAAUAAUAGAUCUGGAGGGACCGCAGAGACUCAUUCUAUUAUGAGCUGCUAGAGUAGGGGUCUCACCAUGGACCUGUGUAAAGCAGCUUUUUUCCUGGGAGCCCUGAUCUACACUGUGAGUUGUUCCGAGGUGAGCGGCUACGACAAAACAGAAGGGGCGUGGAUCACCUCGUUGAACAGGCGACAGCACACGGUGAACAGCGCGACUGAAUGCGCUGACAAAUGUAACGCGGAAACAACGUUCAUGUGCAAGUCUUUCGUGUAUAUUGAAAAGGAUCAAGAAUGCUGGACAAUAUCAGAUAACUCAAAAACAGAGAUCUUACUGCGGAGAACAAGUGCAGCUUUAUAUGAAAAACAAGAUUACCUCCUGGAGUGUGUAAAAGGAAUAGGAACAGAUUACAGAGGAACAAAGUCCAAAACAAAAUCAGGAAAGAAAUGUCAGCGAUGGGAAGCAAAAUAUCCCCAUAAGCCAAAUUUCACACCACAGUCUCAUCCCAAAGCAGACCUGGACUCUAACUUCUGCAGAAACCCUGAUGGUGAUGGCGGCGGUCCCUGGUGUUACACCACUGAUAGCAGCACCCGCUGGGAGCACUGUAACGUGCCCAGCUGUGCAGAUGAUUGUAUUCACUGCAGUGGUGAGAACUACAGGGGAAAAACAUCAACCACUGAAAAUGGCUUCACCUGCCAACGAUGGGACUCACAGACACCUAACAACCAUGGCUACAACCCCGGCGCUCUCCCAGAAAAGUUCCUUGAAGAGAACUACUGCAGAAACCCUGAUGGAGACCCCCGACCUUGGUGCUUCACCACCAGUCCGUCCAAACGAUGGGACUUCUGCUCCAUUCCACGCUGCACAUCCGAGCCUCCCACCAUUGAUCCAGAGUUGACUUGCGCCUCAGGUGAAGGCAGCUCGUACCGAGGUACGGUUGCUGUCACAGAGUCUGGCAAAACCUGCCAGAGCUGGUCGGUUCAGGUGCCUCAGAAACACAAUCGCAGCCCAGACAACUACCCCUGCAAAGGCCUGGAAAACAACUACUGUCGUAACCCAGACAACGAGAGGAAGCCCUGGUGUUACACCACUGACCCUGACACUCGCUGGGAGUACUGCACAGUGCCCAGUUGUGGGGAUGAAGCCAGACCAGAUGACCCAGUGAUCCCCCCAGAGGAGGAAGACUGUUACAAGGACAAUGGAUCAAGUUACCGUGGCAUCACAUCAGAGACCAUCAGCGGGAAGAAAUGUCAGAUGUGGGGCUUAAUGACUCCUCACAGACACACAAAGACUCCACAGAACUACCCAAAAGGGGACCUCAAAAGGAAUCUGUGCAGGAACCCCGACGAUGACCGAGCUCCCUGGUGCUACACCACUGAUCCCUCUGUCCGCUGGGAGUACUGCAAUUUGGAGAAAUGUUCCACUGGGUCUUCAGGAGUAACACCGACAAAUCCUUCCGUACCCCAAGGCCCAUCCACCGUCACCCAGACACCACCUGUAAAAGACUGCAAGGUUGGCAAUGGAGAUACAUACCGUGGCCCAACCUCCAUCACCAUUUCGGGUGUGACCUGCCAGGCCUGGAGUUCUCAAAGUCCUCAUCAACAUAACAGCUUCACCCCACAGAGCCAUCCCACCAAGGGCCUGGAGGGUAAUAGCUGUAGAAACCCUGAUGGCGACGUGAACGGACCUUGGUGCUACACCACUGACAGGAACAAGAAGUGGGAUUACUGUCAGAUCACAGACUGUGCUGGACUGAGCUGUGGGAUGCCGGUGACCAAACCGAAGCGCUGUUUUGGUCGUAUUGUCGGAGGCUGCGUGUCUAAACCUCACUCGUGGCCGUGGCAGAUUAGCCUCCGCACCAGCGCAGGAAUCCAUUUCUGUGGAGGAACUCUGAUCCACCCUCAGUGGGUUCUCACUGCUGCUCACUGCAUGGAGAGGUCCACACGGCCUUCGGCCUACCAGAUUCUCCUGGGCAUUCACACAGAAAGAGCUAACGAACGGUCUAAGCAGGAGAGACAACUGGAGAAAAUUGUGCUGGGACUGAACCGAGCCGACAUCGCUCUGCUUAAACUGGAGCGUCCUGCACUGAUCAAUGACAAAGUCCUGCCCGCUUGUCUGCCACAGAAGAACUUUGUUGUCCCAGUGGAACAGAGUGUUACGUCACUGGAUGGGGUGAAACUGAAGGUACACAUGUGUUCUUGUGCUGGUAUACUUGUGGGGACCACACUUUUACAUGUGAAUAGUGAGGACCUUCCAGAUUAGUCCUCACUUCUUCAA
This is a messenger RNA of Solea solea (common sole), 2267 nucleotides long. It is a transcript of the gene plg, whose product is annotated as plasminogen. Gene Ontology annotation, biological process: proteolysis. The record is from RefSeq and is a predicted model, not a curated record. Gene Ontology annotation, cellular component: extrinsic component of plasma membrane. Lineage: Eukaryota; Metazoa; Chordata; Actinopteri; Pleuronectiformes; Soleidae. Bases 69 to 2252 code for a protein of 727 amino acids. The transcript is spliced from 17 exons. Gene Ontology annotation, molecular function: signaling receptor binding; serine-type endopeptidase activity.